AUGUCAUCCUCUAUUUGGAUCCGGAAGCUUCGAGAAACGACUCACAAGGGCAAGUGGACUGUGGUGGACGUGAGGCUAUCAGCCUUUGGUGAAGAUGAUGACAAAUCCUUGAAGAUGUUGAUUCAACAGCUCAAUCAGUCCGAUUUGAAUGGCUCAGCCGUGGAUUUCUCCAAGUUCCUGGUCAAACAUGGCUGCACGGCGGCGCACGCCUGCCAAGUGCCCCAGAAUCUCUCCCUACAGCUGAAACAAAUUCAGGCCAGUUGUCCUGAAGGUCAGUCAUGGAACGAUGCGGACUGCGCCUGGCCCCCCUCGCCACCAGCGAAGGCUGGUGGAUUUCCCAUGUGGCUGGUGGCAUUGAUCGUGGUGGUGAUUCUCCUCAUUGCCGCCGCGGUGACUUGGAGCUGCGUCUGCAAACGGAGCUCCAACGCUGGAGACGAGACCCGCUGGGGAGCCUUCUACGAGACGGGCAACUUUGAUGGGAGUCUUCGAGAACCCUGGAGGUGUUUGGGAUCUGUCCAUGAAGUCUUCGAGUUCGACUUUACUGAGCCUGAAGUGAAGAUGAGUGGUCAGACAGAUCUGCAUUUCGUAGCCAAAGAGGACGGUGUGCUGAAUUCCAUGGUUUUCUGGUACAAAAUGUCCUUGACAGACUCCAUUCAGUUAGAUCACACUCCGAUGGAUCUGCAAGAAGGUCAUCAGGUGCAGGGUGACUACAACCGCCAUGCAUAUCAAUGGCUUGCAGCACCCUUGGAGGUGUCCAAGGGUGAUGAGGUUCACAUCCGUGCGUCCUACAGUCGCUCACGGAUACGAUUCGAGGUGAUGAGCCCCCAGGUGCCGACAAAGGUGAAGGGCGUCGGAUGUCCCAGGUGGCUCUUUCUGCGACUCUGGGACGAUCAACGCCUGGAAGCCUUCCGCAAAGCCAUCGAGAAGGCCUUGGAGAAAAUCAUGGAGGCCCGCGAGGCAAUCCCCAAGUUGGAUCGGCCGCCCUUGCGGGUGGUUCACAUGGGAGCCGGACUGGGACAGAUCUCCAUGCUGACGGCGAGAUGCGCCAGGGAGGCUGGCAUCAGCGAGAACGAGAUCGAGACCCAUGGCUAUUCCGUGGUGGCGAUUGAGCAGAUGCCCAAAGUGGUGAAACUGGCCAAGCGUGUUUUUCGCGACAACAACUUGGAGGGCGAUGUCUUCCUUUGUUCGGAGGACGUUUGCAAGUUGCCCAGCCAACCGCAACGCGCACAACUGGUGGUCUGCGAACACUUUGAUGCGGGCUUGCUUGGCGAAGGCAUUCUGGUGCUGCUGAAUGCUGCCCGCAUCAAAAUGUGCAAUGCCUUUGACCAUCAGGUCAUUCCUAGCAGAGCUACCAUCUGGGCCGCAGCUUUUGAGUUUGGGGAGCACCUGAAGGAUUAUCAAGGAUUCAAUCUCUCAGCCUUCAACCACUACCGCACCGGCCUAAUGGCAGAUGUGGACACGGCAUUGGCAGACGGCAGUGCUCGACAGAUGUCCAACGUCUUCGAGGUCUUUAAGUUCGACUUUGAGAAGAACGAGAUGCCCAAUGCACAUAGCAUCACCUUCACGCCACUUGCAACAGGCAAGAUUACGGCCAUUGUCUUCUGGUACGAGAUGCAUAUGGACGUAGAAGGAGAUGUCAUCUUGACCAAUUGGCCCGAAUCGAUUCCGCCUGCAGAUUUCUCGAUGAUGGAGAAAGACUUGCAUCGGAUAUCACCUCUGCGGCAAGCGGUAUGUCAUUUCCAAGGAAACUACAUCCGGGAGGUUGUGAAAGAUGAGCCGGUGGAGAUUGAUGUGGGAUACCAUCAGGCUUGGCCUCAAUUUGUGUGGCCUGGUACUGAGAUGGUGGCCAAGGAGAGCGGCGAGCGGAUUCCAAAGCCACCUCCCAUGCCGAGGCACAGACUUCACUUCGAAAAGAUGAAGACGGAGACCGAGAAAUUGGAGCAACAGCUCCAGGGAGGCUUGAUGUACGAUGAAGAAAUGCUGGGCGAUGGCUAUGCUGCUGCCGAGCGCAUUGCUCUGGAGCCCAAUGGCAAUCCCAACUAUCUGAUUGAUCCCAAUAACGCCAACUUCUUCCACAUGAUGUUUUUCUUGUGA
Molecule: messenger RNA, 2094 nt
Organism: Cladocopium goreaui
Lineage: Eukaryota; Dinophyceae; Suessiales; Symbiodiniaceae
Source: the annotation of a GenBank genome assembly